Hevea brasiliensis (rubber tree) is the source of this 4613-nucleotide messenger RNA. RefSeq lists its product as uncharacterized. The record is from RefSeq and is a predicted model, not a curated record. Lineage: Eukaryota; Viridiplantae; Streptophyta; Magnoliopsida; Malpighiales; Euphorbiaceae. The transcript is spliced from 19 exons. The coding region runs from base 671 to 4438 and encodes 1255 amino acids.
AAAAUGAGAGUCAUCUCGGAGUUGGUUACUAAUCAAAGCUUAUUGUACUAAGGAAAAAAAAAGUAUGACACGCUUUCCACGUUUACGUGUCAGGCCGGUAGAGGAGGAGAGACCAGAAAGAAGAGAAGCGACGGUGAUAGACCAUGAAGGACGGAGGAGUGUCACUGGAUUAGUGUUUGCAUUUCUUUAUCCCACCGCCUCCCACAGAAAACAAACUCACAAGAUUACACUCUACGCAUGCCUUGAAGCUCCGCACCCAAAUAAAAUGUUUUUGCUUUCUCGGCUUUAUAAUAUGAUUAUCUAUCCAUCUCUAUCUCUCUCUCUCUCUGUCUCUCUCUCAUCUCUCUUGUCGCUUUUUCUUCCUCUGCAAACAUUCGUCUCUUUCUCUCGUUUCUUCAGGCUAACCUAAUCACAAAUCACAAUCCUUUUCCUUUUAACUUUCAUUUCCUUUCGAGUCUUUGUAUAAUCACUUUGCUUGCUUAAUCAUAUAUCUGCAUGUAGCAUUGCCGCGGUGAUGGAACUCUGGACAUGCACGUUAAAUUGAGAUUGAGCUAGCGGAGAAGAAAGAAAGUUGAUACGGAGAGUGGGUGAAUUUUGAAUUUCUGAAUUUUUAGUGGUGCAUAAUAUUGUGAAUUAAUUGUUUAUAGUAGUGCUAGUGUAAGGAGGAGCCAUGUCCAUACCUAAGGAGUUGGAGCAGGUGAUGAAGCUUAGAGGUGGAUCAGUUCUGGGAAAGAAGACCAUUCUAAAGAGCGACCAUUUCCCUGGCUGUCAAAACAAGCGACUUACUCCUCAGAUCGAUGGCGCUCCCAAUUACCGUCAGGCUGAUUCAUUGCCUGUACAUGGUGUUGCAAUUCCAACAAUUGAGGGAAUUUGUAAUGUUCUUAAGCAUAUUGGGGCCCAAAAAGAUGGGAGUCGGGUACACGUUCUUUGGUUUAACCUUCGUGAGGAACCAGUGGUGUACAUUAAUGGACGUCCUUUUGUCUUGCGUGAUGUGGAAAGACCCUUCUCCAAUCUUGAGUAUACGGGAAUCAACAGGUCUAGGGUUGAGCAAAUGGAGGCUCGAUUAAAAGAAGAUAUCCUGAUGGAAGCUGUGAGAUAUGGAAACAAAAUACUUGUCACAGAUGAACUGCCAGAUGGUCAGAUGGUGGACCAGUGGGAACCAGUGUCACAUGAUUCUGUGAAAACACCACUAGAGGCGAAUGAGGAACUGCAAUUAAAGGGGUUCCUUUUUGACUAUGAACGUGUUCCUAUAACUGAUGAAAAAUCACCAGGGGAGCGGGAUUUUGAUAUCUUAGUUGAUAAAAUUUAUAGAGCAAACUUGAAUAAAGAAAUCAUAUUUAAUUGUCAAAUGGGACGUGGACGAACUACAACUGGGAUGGUAAUAGCAACUUUGGUUUACCUCAAGCGAAUUGGAGCAUCUGGUAUUCCAAGAGCCAAUUCAAUAGGGAGAGUUUUUGACACUGGUUCUUCUGUCAGCGACAAUUUGCCAAACUCCGAGGAGGCAAUUCGUAGAGGAGAAUAUGCAGUCAUAAGAAGCUUGACCAGGGUUCUAGAGGGUGGUGUUGAAGGUAAAAGACAAGUGGAUAAAGUCAUUGAUAAGUGUGCGUCCAUGCAGAACUUGCGUGAAGCAAUUGCCAAUUAUCGCAAUAGCAUUCUUCGUCAACCAGAUGAAAUGAAGAGAGAGGCUUCACUUUCUUUUUUUGUGGAAUACUUGGAAAGAUACUACUUUCUCAUAUGCUUUGCUGUAUAUAUUCACUCAGAGAGAGAUGCCCUCCGUUCUAGUUCUUUUGGGCAUAGCAGUUUUGCUGACUGGAUGAGAGCACGACCAGAGCUGUAUAGCAUAAUUCGUAGGUUGCUCAGGAGAGAUCCAAUGGGUGCACUUGGUUAUGCAAGUUUGAAGCCGUCUCUGAUGAAGAUUGCUGAAUCUGCUGAUGGCCGUCCUCAUGAGAUGGGAGUUGUUGCUGCUUUAAGAAAUGGGGAGGUUUUAGGAAGUCAAACUGUUCUAAAAAGUGACCAUUGUCCUGGUUGUCAAAACCCAAUUUUACCGGAGAGAGUGGAGGGUGCACCUAAUUUCAGAGAAGUUCCUGGAUUUCCUGUUUAUGGAGUUGCAAAUCCAACUAUAGAUGGUAUUCUCUCUGUAAUUCGAAGGAUUGGAAACCGCAAAGGUGGUCGCUCUAUUUUUUGGCACAAUAUGAGAGAAGAACCUGUUAUCUACAUCAAUGGAAAGCCAUUUGUGCUCCGUGAGGUUGAAAGACCAUAUAAAAACAUGCUGGAGUACACGGGAAUUGAUUGUGAGAGAGUGGAGAGAAUGGAAGCUCGAUUAAAGGAGGAUAUCUUACGAGAAGCUGAAAGCUAUGCAGGUGCUAUAAUGGUCAUUCAUGAAACAGAUGAUGGGCAAAUUUUUGAUGCGUGGGAGCAUGUGAAUCCUGAUUCUGUUAUGACCCCACUUGAGGUCUUCAAAUGCCUAGAGGCUGAUGGGUUUCCCAUUGAGUAUGCACGAGUGCCGAUCACUGAUGGUAAAGCUCCCAAAAGUUCUGACUUCGACACAUUGGCAGCAAAUAUUGCUUCUGCUUCCAAGGAUACUGCUUUUGUUUUCAAUUGCCAGAUGGGGAGGGGAAGAACAACCACUGGCACUGUAAUUGCUUGCCUUCUGAAGCAUAGGAUUGAUUAUGGGCGGCCAAUUAGAGUCCUAGUUGAUGAUAUGACCCGUGAAGAGGUGGAUAGUGGCAGCUCUAGUGGUGAAGGAACUGGAGGCAAUGCUGCUGCAUCCCCCUCCAGUAUUAUCAUAGUAAGAACUGGAACAAAGGAAAGUCGUGCUUUUGGCAUUGAUGAUAUCCUACUGUUGUGGAAGAUAACAAGAUUAUUUGAGAAUGGGGUGGAAUGCCGAGAAGCCUUAGAUGCUGUCAUUGAUAGAUGCUCUGCAUUACAGAACCUACGCCAAGCUGUUCUGCACUACAGAAAUGUUGUCAAUCAACAACAUGUUGAGCCGAGGGUGAGGAGAGUAGCAUUGAGCCGUGGUGCUGAAUAUCUGGAGCGGUACUUUCAUUUAAUUGCUUUUGCAGCCUAUCUUGGAAGUGAAGCAUUUGAUGGAUUUUGUGGGCAAGGAGAAUUGAGGAUGACAUUUAAGAGUUGGUUGCAUCAAAGGCCUGAGGUCCAAGCAAUGAAAUGGAGCAUAAGACUAAGACCUGGGCGGUUUUUCACUAUCCCUGAGGAGUUGAGAGCAGCGCAGGAAUCUCAGCAUGGAGAUGCAGUGAUGGAGGCCACUAUCAAGGCCCGUAAUGGUUCAGUUCUAGGAGCAGGUUCUAUACUUAAAAUGUAUUUCUUUCCUGGUCAAAGGACUUCCAGUCAUAUACAAAUUCAUGGAGCACCUCAUGUUUACAAGGUGGACGGAUACCCUGUGUAUAGCAUGGCAACUCCAACAAUUGCUGGUGCUAAAGAGAUGCUAGCAUAUUUGGGUGCCAGGCCCAAGUUAGAAGAAUCAUAUUCUCAUAAAGUGAUAUUGACCGAUCUUAGAGAAGAAGCAAUUGUUUACAUUAAUAGCACGCCAUUUGUCCUUAGGGAGUUGCAUAAACCUGUUGAUACACUCAAGCAUGUUGGAAUUACUGGUCCUGUGGUGGAACAUAUGGAGGCACGACUAAAAGAAGAUAUAGUAUCUGUGGUGAGACAAUCUGGAGGUAGAAUGCUUUUACAUCGUGAAGAAUAUAACCCAGCAACAAAUCAGUCCAGUGUCAUAGGAUAUUGGGAAAACAUCUUUGCAGAUGAUGUGAAGACACCAGCUGAAGUGUAUGCUUCUCUAAAAGAUGAGGGUUAUGAUAUAACAUAUGGCAGGAUACCAUUAACUAGAGAGAGGGAGGCUUUAGCUUCUGAUGUUGAUGCAAUCCAGUAUUGCAAAGAUGAGUGUGGAGGGAGUUACCUUUUUGUUUCACACACGGGGUUUGGUGGCGUAGCUUAUGCAAUGGCAAUUAUUUGUAUUAGACUAGGUGCAGAAGCAAACUUCACAGCAAAGAUUCCACAAACGUUGGUUGGUACAGAGUCAUUUUCUGUGCAUGAAGUGAACUUACCUUCUCAAUCCUGUGAUGAAGAGACACUCAAGAUGGGCGAUUACCAUGACAUACUAAGUCUUACAAGAGUUCUCAUGUAUGGUCCAAAGAGCAAAGCAGAUGUUGACAUUAUUAUUGACAAGUGUGCCGGUGCUGGGAAUUUACGUGAUGAUAUUCUAUAUUACAGCAAGGAACUCAGAAAGUAUCCCGAUGAUGAUGAUGAGCAACGUGCAUACAUCAUGGAUAUGGGCAUUAAAGCUUUAAGGCGGUACUUCUUUCUCAUAACAUUCAGAUCUUAUCUUUAUUGUGCUAAACCAACUGAAACAAGAUUCACAGCUUGGAUGGAUGCAAGACCUGAACUAGGACAUCUUUGUAAUAACCUCAGGAUUGAUAAAUAAUUUCGGGUGUACAGCAAUCUUCAAUUGUAUCUGUACAGUUAGUCAUGCUUGUUGGUUGUUGUAGCUUCUCCAUUAAUAACCUCUCUUACUCUUUGCUCUUCCUCUUGGUUGAUAGAUGUGCUCAACUGGUGCAUCACUCAAAAAUCAAUAAAACUCGUCACUGGGUUCGUCUCAA